GCCCACUUUACCAAUGCCCGGAUUGACCUGCUGUAGGGUCCAUACAUUGCUCAUAAAAGACCCUUUGCCAGCAAAUUCAUCGAUGGAUCCUCCUACCUCCUCCCUUCAACUUUACUCUCCAAUCUCCCAAUUCCACCUAUUACCGCCAUAAUGUCUAACGAACACACCAAGAAGACAUACACCCUCAACACCGGUGACAAGAUCCCCGCCAUCGGUCUGGGAACUUGGCAAUCCAAGCCCAAUGAGGUCCGCGAGGCUGUCAAGAAUGCCCUGCUGAAGGGUUACCGCCACAUCGACACAGCUCUGGCCUACGGCAACGAAGCCGAGGUUGGUGCUGGUAUUCGCGACUCGGGCGUGCCCCGUGAACAGAUCUGGCUUACCACCAAGCUGGACAACACUUGGCACCACCAGGUUGAGAAGGGCAUUGAGUCUUCUCUUAAGGAUUUGGGUGUUGAUUAUGUCGAUUUGUACUUGAUGCACUGGCCUAGCUCGACUGAUCCUGAGGAUAAGUCUAAGCAUUUGCCUGACUGGAACUUUAUCAAGACAUGGCAAGAACUCCAAAAACUCCCCGCCACAGGCAAAGUCCGCAACAUCGGCGUCUCCAACUUCGGCAUCAAAAACCUCGAAAUCCUCCUCAACGACCCCUCCACCAAAAUCAUCCCCGCCGUCAACCAAAUCGAGCUCCACCCCAACAACCCCUCCCCCAAACUAGUCGCCUACAACACCUCCAAGGGCAUCCACUCCACCGGCUACUCCUGCCUGGGCUCAACCAACUCCCCACUCUACAAGGAUCCGACGCUGUUGUCGCUUGCCGAGAAGAAGGGCAAGACGCCGCAGCAGGUGCUCCUGGUGUGGGGUAUUCAGAAGGGGUGGAGUGUUAUUCCCAAGUCUGUGAGCAAGGCACGGAUUGAUGGGAACUUUGAGAUUGAUGGGUGGAGCUUGGAGGAGGAGGAGGUGAAGCAGUUGGAUGGGUUGAAGGAUCGGUUCAAGGUUUGUGGGGAUGCUUGGUUGCCUAUUAAGGUUUUCUUUGGGGAUGAUGAGUAGAGUAGAAGAGGGCGGAUAAGACGUGUUGAUUAUGGGUUUUAUGAAUGAUAGAGAAUGAAAAGAGAUUCUGAUAGAAG
Molecule: messenger RNA, 1121 nt
Organism: Penicillium subrubescens
Lineage: Eukaryota; Fungi; Ascomycota; Eurotiomycetes; Eurotiales; Aspergillaceae
Gene: gcy1
Product: putative glycerol dehydrogenase Gcy1
Exons: 3
Coding region: 151-1044 (297 amino acids)
Cellular component (GO): cytosol
Molecular function (GO): aldose reductase (NADPH) activity
Source: RefSeq, a predicted model, not a curated record